AUGACGGCUGUGAAGAGUGGGAGUCCAACUCUCCACCAGAACCAUCAGGAGGACGCUGCAGGCUGCUGGUCUGAGGAUGCGUCGUCCAGUCAGACGUCCCAUCCUCACAGACAGACACAGGCAUUAACGUCCUGCGUGACGCAGGUUCCUAGAAAACCGCAACUUGAAGACAAGGCCUUAGAUCGUGUCCAUCAGCAGUUCCGAGAGCGCAAUCUCCAUAAACAGUUCAGAGAGCAACAUCUUCAUCAGCAGCUCAUAGAGCACCAUCUCCAUCAACAGCACAGAGAACACAUCUCCACCAGCAGCUCAGAGAGCACCAUCUCCAUCAGCAGCUCAGAGAGCACCAUCUCCAUCAGCAGCUCAGAGAGCACCAUCUCCAUCAGCAGCUCAGAGAGCACCAUCUCCAUCAGCAACUCAGACAGCAUCAUCUCCAUCAGCAGCUCAGAGAGCACCAUCUCCAUCAGCAGCUCCGAGAGCAUCAUCUCCAUCAGCAACUCAGAGCAUCAUCUCAGCAGCUCAGAGCACCAUCUCCAUCAGCAUCAUCUCAGAGAGCACCACCAUCAGCAGCUCAGCUCAGAGUGCACCAUCUUCAUCAGCAGCUCAGAGCACCAUCUCCAUCAGCAGCUCCGAGAGCAUCAUCUCCAUCAACAACUCGGGAGCAUCAUCUCCAUCAACAGCUCAGAGAGCAACAUCUCCAUCAACAGCUCAGAGAGCAUCAACUCGAUCAAAAGUUCAGAGAGCACCAUCUCCAUCAACAACUCGGGGAGCAUCAUCUCCAUCAGCAGCGCAGAGAGCACCAUCUCCAGCUCCAUCUUCAUCAGCAGCUCAGAGAGCAUCAUCUCCAUCAACAACUCGGGGAGCAUCAUCUCCAUCAACAGCUCAGAGAGCAGCAUCUCCAUCUCCAUCAACUCGAUCAACAGUUCAGAGAGCACCAUCUCCAUCAGAGCUUCGAGUGCCAUCUCCAUCAACAUCUCGGGCAGCAUCACCGCAGAGAGCAUCAUCUCCAUCAGCAGCUCAGAGAGUGCCAUCUUCAGUGCAUCAUCUCCAUCAGCAGCUCAGAGUGCACCAUCUCCAUCAGCAGCUCAGAGAGCACCAUCUCCAUCAACAGUUCAGAGAGCACCAACUCUAUCAGCAGCUCAGACAGCAUAA
Haliotis rubra (blacklip abalone) is the source of this 1149-nucleotide messenger RNA. RefSeq names its product serine-rich adhesin for platelets-like. The transcript has 2 exons. The coding region runs from base 1 to 1149 and encodes 382 amino acids. The record is from RefSeq and is a predicted model, not a curated record. NCBI's taxonomy places the organism in Eukaryota, Metazoa, Mollusca, Gastropoda, Lepetellida, Haliotidae.